AUAGACUAUUCAGCAUUCUAAUACUCCUCUCGUUCUCGGAACCAAUCCAUUGUAUAGAUCUGUCCACAUAAAUGAAAUAAUGGUCCUACUCGGAUCUAAGCAUGCAUAGAUAUUUGAAGCAUAAUCUUGACCUUAUAAUACUUCAAAUUUGGCGACUGGAUGCAAUUUCCCAAUUCUAGCUAAGGUGUGUACACUAAACCUCGUGUUCCGUCAAUAUGCAUCCAAGCUUCUUCUUAUUGCCUAAAAAUCAAUUCUGUUAAACAAGAAAAAGGGAGAAAAGAGAGUAGAACUACACCAUGAAGAUAUCGAAUAAAUAUUCCCUCCUAAUUUUUGUCUUAACCUUUUUGAUGUCCAUCCAGAAAAUCUCCAAUCAAACAGAUACUAUGACUACUACACAGAUCCUUAGGGAUGGUGAGACAAUAAUCUCGUCGGGUGGCAUCUUUGAGUUGGGAUUCUUCAGCCCCGGAAAUUCCAAGAAUAGAUACGUGGGCAUGUGGUACAAGAAUAUAACGGACAAGAAGGUAGUAUGGGUUGCCAACAGAGAAAUUCCAGUCUCAAAUACAUCAGGAGUAGUCUUAAAGGUUAUCGAGCCAGGACUUCUAGUUCUUCUAAAUGAAUCUAACGGUCGUAUCAUAUGGUCAUCUAAUACAUCCCGACCUGUGAAAAUUCCAGUUGCAGUAUUGCUUGACUCAGGAAACUUAGUUGUGAAAGAUGCAAAUGAUGAUGACCAGGGGAAUUACCUUUGGCAGAGUUUUAAUAAGCCGACUGAUACAUUGUUACCAAGAAUGAAGCUUGGUUGGAACUUUAUAACUGGUCUGGAGGUCUAUCUAUCACCAUGGAAUAACAGUGACGAUCCAUCUUCUGGAGAUUCUACAUUUCACUUUGAUCCCAGUGGUUAUCCACAACUUGUUAUGAGAAGAGGUUCAGUUGUGGUGUUUAAAACCGGACCUUGGAAUGGGCUGAGCUAUAGUGGGACGCCAAACUUGAGGAAAAAUCCUAAUUUCAAAUUUGGAAUAGUUAUAAAUAAAAACGAGGCAUACUAUGCUUAUGAGCUACUUGGAUCAAUUAUUUCAAUGUACACAGUGAAUCCAAGCAGGGUUGCUCAGCGUUUGAUAUGGGUUAGUCGAACGCGAGGGUGGGUGAUUCAACACACUGCUCCAAUAGAUAAUUGUGAUACUUAUAAAGUGUGUGGCGCAUAUGGUAGUUGCAAUAUUGUGAAUUCUCCUAUUUGUGGAUGUUUGGAUAGAUUUCUGCCUAAAGAUCCAAAAGGUUGGGAUAGGGCAGAUUGGUCGGCUGGAUGUGUUAGAAGAACUUCCCUGAAUUGUCAAAAUGGAGAUAUAUUUCUCAAGUAUUCCGGUAUUAAAUUGCCAGACACACAAUAUUCCUGGUUUAACGAGAGUAUGAAACUCGAUGAAUGCAAGGUAGCGUGCUUAAAGAAUUGCUCUUGUAUGGCUUAUAGUCCAUUGGAUAUGAGCACAGGAGGAAGUGGAUGCCUACUUUGGUUCAAAGACCUAGUUAACAUCAGAGAGCUUUCUAAAGCAGGACAAGAUAUCUACAUUAGAAUGGCUUCUUCCGAAUUAGAGUUACAAGGAAAGAACAAAAAAGUUCUUGAAGUAAGUUUGUCGUUGUCAAUAGGAAUAUUCCUGCUUGGGCUUAUUCUGAUGCUGUAUCUUCGAAGAAGGAAGAAAAGAAAUCACAGGUUCAGAACAGGCAGCAGGCCAGGAGACAACUAUAUCGACCGUGAUAAUAAGAAAAGUCGUGAUGAAGAUAUAGAGCUACCACUGUUCGAUUUAUAUACACUAACUAAAGCUACCAAUCAUUUUUCAAUUAAUAACAAGCUUGGGGAGGGAGGGUAUGGACCUGUUUACAAGGGACUGUUAAAGGAGGGGCAGGACAUUGCUGUCAAACGGCUAUCAAGAGAUUCUCUCCAAGGGCGUGAUGAGUUCAAGAGUGAAGUUAUCUGUAUAGCUAAACAUCAGCAUCGAAACCUUGUGAAGCUUCUAGGGUGCUGCAUUGAAGGAGAAGAAAAGAUGUUAAUUUAUGAAUACAUGCCUAAUGGAAGUUUGGACUUGAUUCUAUAUGAUCCAAUGCAAAGUGCAGUGCUUGACUGGCCUAAGCGCUUUCACAUUAUCAAUGGUAUUGCUCGGGGUCUUAUGUAUCUCCAUCAAGAUUCCCGUCUAAGAAUAAUCCAUAGAGACCUCAAAGCUAGCAACAUUUUGUUAGAUUCUAAUAUGAUCCCAAAGAUAUCAGACUUUGGCCUGGCUCGAUGUUUUGGAGGAAACGAGACUGGAGCUAAUACGAGCCACGUAGUUGGAACAUAUGGCUACAUGUCCCCAGAAUAUGCUAUAGAUGGCCAUUUCUCAGUGAAAUCAGAUGUAUAUAGCUUUGGUGUUUUGGUGCUUGAGAUAGUGAGUGGCAAAAGAAAUAGAGGAUUUUCUCACAGAGAUCACCACCACAACCUUCUUGGACAUGCAUGGAUAUUGUAUAAAGAAGGAAGGUCUUUGGAAUUAGUCGAUGCUUGCAUUGAUGUCUCGGGCUAUUUAUCAGAAGUGCUUCGAUCGAUCCAUGUGGGACUUUUAUGCGUUCAACAAUCUCUACAAGAUAGGCCAGGCAUGUCUGCAGCUGUGUUAAUGUUGGGGAUUGAAAGUUUGUUGCCCCAAGCUAGACAACCUGGUUUUUUCACAGAAAGAGAUGCUGAAAGUUCAAGUAGCACAAACACUGCAAAAUCAGAAAACCAAAUGACCAUUUCAAUGUUGGAAGCACGAUAAGAAAAUAAGAUACAGUAAUUACCCCUAUGUUGCUUUUAUCGUUCUUCAACCAAAAUACUGCAUUUGUCUUCCAUUACAAACAUUAGUUUUACAUUAAAGAAAUAACCUUCUCCUCUGUAAUUGAUGAAUUUGUUAAACAUGAUAGCACUGGCAAAAACGAUCUACUGAGUAAGUCAAUAGAGAUUGGUAUUUUAUUCUAAUCAGGUCAGUGUCAGAUAUCCUACCAACUUAGGUAUGCGAUUUGUCUUGACUGUGAUGAAAGUUAUGUUGAAAGUA
Molecule: messenger RNA, 3044 nt
Organism: Olea europaea var. sylvestris
Lineage: Eukaryota; Viridiplantae; Streptophyta; Magnoliopsida; Lamiales; Oleaceae
Product: G-type lectin S-receptor-like serine/threonine-protein kinase At4g27290
Exons: 7
Coding region: 297-2768 (823 amino acids)
Biological process (GO): protein phosphorylation; recognition of pollen
Molecular function (GO): protein serine/threonine kinase activity; ATP binding
Source: RefSeq, a predicted model, not a curated record